Messenger RNA from Corylus avellana, 1149 nucleotides. Lineage: Eukaryota; Viridiplantae; Streptophyta; Magnoliopsida; Fagales; Betulaceae. The record is from RefSeq and is a predicted model, not a curated record.
GUCAGACAAUCAGACAGGGGCUUUCUUCUAUUGUUUCUCUAAUGGCGCCCAAGAAACGAAGCGACAAGCAGCAAGGCCCAGCGAAGCCCGAGUUGCAGGCGAGGGUGACUCGGAGCUCGGCCAAGCGAGCGGCCAAAGCUGGCCCGGCUGAGUCGGAGCCCGAGUUGCUGAAGAAGAAGAAGACGAAUAAGGCUGCGAAGAAGGAAGAAGAGCACGAGGAGAAAAACUCAGCGCCGAACUCGAAGACCGUCGUGAUUGAGCAGCCGGAACCUGAGUUGCCGAAGAGGAAGGCCAAGAAGGUUGAGAAGAAGGAAGAAGAGCUAGAGGAAGUAAACUCGGACACGACCGCGAAGACCAUCGUGAUUGAGCACUGCAAACAAUGCAAUUCAUUCAAAACAAGGGCUAUACAGGUGAAAGAAGGUUUGGAGAAAAGUGUUGCUGGUAUCACAGUGCUGGUCAAUCCUGAGAAGCCGAGAAGGGGGUGCUUUGAAAUACGGGAGGAUGGUGGUGAGAAGUUCAUCAGUCUUGUGGACAUGAAGCGACCAUUUGCGCCAAUGAAGGCUCUGGACAUGGAAAAAGUCAUAUAUGAUAUUGUUGAUGGGAUCAAAUGAUGACUAACCAUUUGCAAGCUUGGAAACUUUGGAGGGAUGGAACACCCUUGGAUUUGGUGGAUCCAACAUUGGGAGACUCUUAUUCGAGAGAUGAAGUCAUUAAAUGUCUUCAUAUUGGCUUACUAUCUAUACAGAAUGAUCCAGUUGAUAGGCCAACAAUAAAAUCCAUUGUUCUCAUGCUAAACAGCUACUUAGUUCCUCUGCCAUCAGCUAAAGAAGUAAAGAACCAGCAUAUUUAUUUAGAAGUGUAGGAGAGCAAAACAUGCAAUCAAAUGAGACAAAGUCAGAUGAAUCUAGAAGCAAAUCACUGCCCAUGUCUGUCGAUGAAGCAUCAUAGUAAGAGUUUAAGAGUCUUUCAGUUGUUUUGCAGUAGGAGUAAGUUGUAAGUCUAUAUAAGUACAGUUUAUGAAUAUAAUUGAUAGAAAGAAGUUUAUUUUCAAAUAUAUAUUUGAAGGAGGUUCAGGUUCACUUUAAGUAGCCUACCCAAAUCUCUUAAUAGUAUGUAAUUAUUGGCUCCUAUAAGACUAUCUCCAUGUUA